UUGAUAAAUAAUUGAAAACCCGAUGAUCAACCACUUAUGACGUUUAAUAAAAAAUUCUGUAAUUUUUUUAGGAUCUAGACAAUAUCAACAAUGAAUAUUUUCCCACAAGAAAUCUUACUAAUCAGAACGCAGGUGCGAGUUCUGUUGACGAAAACAGUGAUGACAGUGAAUCAGACGAUAUUUCAACCGAUUUAGAUGCCCGGGUACACAUGUUUGUUGAAAAUCAGAUGUACGGCGAUUUAUCUGAUGACAACGACAAUGAGGGGGGAGGGACUGUCAACUUACCCCAUGAUCCUUGCACGGAAUAUGUGAAAUUACGAUCUUUAAUUGAAAAGGGAUGCGGGUGUGCGAAAAACUGUAUUUCUACAUUUACUUUCUCAGACAUCAGAGAACACGCCAUUUCCUUAUCUGAGAUGACAAGAAAUGAAAAAGACUUUUAUAUUAUGGCGAAGUUAAAAAUAAAAUCUAAAUGUAGACAGUCAAAAGAUGGAGAUUCAAUUAGAAAACGUCUUCGGUACAUUAUGAAUUUAAGGAUGUUGAAGUUUGUCGACAAACGUUUUUGAUAACACACGACAUUGGCGAGUUUGCAUUGAAAUCUGUGAUACAUCAUCUGAUCACAAAUGGGUUGGUUUCAAGAACUCAUGGAAAUAAACAUAGGCGGCCUAAGAAUGCAUACAGUUUUGAUGUUUUGAGGGAUGUUGCUCAGUUCAUAUGUAAUUAUGCCGAAGAGCAUGGUCUGCCUCAGCCGGCAGCAGUCAACAGGAAUAUCGGUGGACACAUUCUUCUACCAUGCAGUGAAAGCAAACAGUCCUUGUACAGAAUAUACAAAGACGUUUGUAUCGAUAAUGACAAGACAGCAGUAGGGCUAACGACGUUCAAAGGCAUCUGGCAGAGUUGCUAUCCAAAUAUAAAAUUCAUGUCACCCAAGACUGAUGUAUGUCCUGUCUGUGAACAACACAAAGAUCACAUUCAAUCGGCCAUGACAGAAAACGAUAAGUUAGCUGCUCUAGACAAAUAUAGUGCACAUCUGAAUGAAGUGAAAGUAGAACGACAGUUAUAUAACCAGUGUGUCACUAAUGCGAGAACUGAGGUAGCUGAGCAACCAGUCCCGGUACAGGCAGCUUCGCCGAUGUCAACAGAGCUUAACAAUGUCCAUUAUACCUUCGAUUACUCGCAGGCCGUAUCCAUCCCGCAUCAUGUUUGUCAAGUUGGACCUCUCUAUUUUGCUACACCUAGAAAGAUUCAGUUGUUUGGAGUUGCUAUGGAGGGUAUAAAGAAGCAGAUCAACUUUCUAGUAGAUGAGGAUUCGACACCGGGGAAAAACGGAACACAUGUCAAGGGCGCUAUUGGCGUAAUUUCCAUGCUUCAUUAUUGUUUUGAGAAUUUUGGUCUGGGUGAAAAAGAAUGCCACUUACACUGCGAUAACGCUUCAGGGGAAAACAAAAAUAAAUUCAUGUUGGCGUACUUACUUUGGAGAACGCUGAGUGGCAAGCACUCCCAAAUACAUUUGCACAUGCAAGUUCCAUACCAUGGCAAAAGCUUAGUGGACGCUGGAUUUGCUUACAUAAAAAAAUUAUACAGAAGGUCAGAGGUUGAUUCAUUGGAUCAGUUAGCAUCCGUAGUCAGAAAAAGCGCGACAUCUAACGAAGUGGUUGUGUUCGGUGGUGCUGAUGGAGAAUGGCUGGAUUGGAAAACAUUUGCAUCCAACUAUUUCAUCCCCUUCAAGGGUAUUAGAAAAUUCAGACACUUUGCUUUCCAAGCAGAUAAGCCAGGUAUUGUUGUAGCUAAAGAAGUGCCAGACUCACCCGGAACAGAAUUAAAACUGCUGAAAGCAGGCGUGGAUAUAGAUGCCAUCCAGCCUCCAAGAGUCAUCCCCGCAGCUGGUUUGACCAGAGAGAGAAUACAAUACCUGUUUAAAUUUAUUAGACCUUUUGUCAGGGCCCCGUAUAAGGAUGUAGUCGCCCCCUCACCCAACGCCCAGGAAGAAUAAAAGACUCUUAAAAACAAGCCUAUUUUGAAUCUGUCAUAAUCUAGAUAAUUGUUUGAAUGUUGAUAUAUGUAUACAUACCUAUAUAUCAGAUGAUAAAAAAAAUCUUUACUCAUGCAUUUUGAUUACGUUUAAAACAGUCAAAACACGUAACGAAAUACAACGUAAAUUUCCAAAAAUCAUGACGUCAAACGACUCGGUGCAAGUUUUUACCAAGUUUGAUGGAGAUUUUUGAUGUCAUUAUCAUUGGAUUGUAACGGAAUGCUACAUAUCAACAGAAAGAGGAGAAAUUCCUCUUUCUAGAACAUUUAAAAAGUGAAAAGGUGAUAUUUUUCACUUAAGGGUGGU
Ostrea edulis (European flat oyster) is the source of this 2335-nucleotide messenger RNA. RefSeq lists its product as uncharacterized. The record is from RefSeq and is a predicted model, not a curated record. The coding region runs from base 917 to 1990 and encodes 357 amino acids. Lineage: Eukaryota; Metazoa; Mollusca; Bivalvia; Ostreida; Ostreidae. The transcript is spliced from 5 exons.